Messenger RNA from Notolabrus celidotus (New Zealand spotty), 1818 nucleotides. It is a transcript of the gene lbx2, whose product is annotated as ladybird homeobox 2. Gene Ontology annotation, molecular function: DNA binding; DNA-binding transcription factor activity, RNA polymerase II-specific. Gene Ontology annotation, biological process: regulation of DNA-templated transcription. Lineage: Eukaryota; Metazoa; Chordata; Actinopteri; Labriformes; Labridae. The transcript has 2 exons. The coding region runs from base 386 to 1177 and encodes 263 amino acids. The record is from RefSeq and is a predicted model, not a curated record.
UAGUGUUUCUCUAAUUGAACUUCGCCCAAUCAACAAUAACUCGUUAGCAGUCGCUUUCUUCUUCUUGCUGCUUGGGACAGCUUUUUUCUCCUUGCAGGGAUUCUCCCUCUCCAGUCUGUUACUGCUUAAAGAUCUACAUGGAGCUUGGCAGAGGAACUGCGACUCUCUGAGGGGAAUACAGUCCGGCUGCCUUUACAACUACGCCCGGAGCAUGGUUAUUUUGGAGGAAAGCUCUGCGGAGAGCUAAGUUGCGGCAUUCGGCUCUGAGAGUCAAAAUAUAGAGAGGGGGUCUUCGAUCAGCAGAGUAAACACUUGUGGACGCGUGAAACUGCCUCUUGAAUGAAAUAACCAACUUUUGUGGAAGCAGCGAUUCUUCGGGACUGCGAUGACCUCCAGUAAAGACAUGAAGGCAGGUUCUGUGUUACAGUCCAGCGGCGAGGAGAGGAGACGGGCUCCCUUAGACCAGCUCCCGCCGCCGGCCAACUCCAACAAGCCUCUGACGCCGUUCAGCAUUGAGGAUAUCCUAAACAAACCGUCCGUAAAGAAGUCAGUGGCCAGUAUCUGUCCGCCCAGAGUUCUGGAGAAAGUGACGGGCUCCAACUCGGCGAGGAACGGGAUCACCACUCCCUCGUCGCCGCUGUGUGCGCUGGAGGAACUGGCCAGCAAAACGUUUAAGGGACUGGAAGUCAGCGUGAUCCAGGCAGCAGAAGGUCGUGAGCACGUGAACUCGUUCGGGCAGAGACAGACGUCAAAGAAGAGGAGAAAGUCGCGGACGGCCUUCACGAAUCACCAGAUUUACGAGCUGGAGAAGAGGUUUCUGUACCAAAAAUAUCUUUCCCCGGCCGACAGAGACCAGAUUGCGCAGCAGCUGGGGCUCUCUAACGCGCAGGUCAUCACCUGGUUCCAGAACCGCAGGGCUAAACUCAAGCGGGACCUGGAGGAGAUGAAAGCAGACGUGGAGUCUCUAAAGAAAAUCACCCCGCAGACCCUGCAGAAGCUCGUCACCAUGGAGAACAUUGAGGAUCCUCAGCAGGUCGGGGGAUCCGAGGCGAGAUCGCCAAGUAUCUCCCCGACCUCCCAAGGACACCGGGCCUUCCCACAGUCCCCCUCGUCCUCCAGAGACCAAACCACAGAUGAGUUCUCGGAGGACGAUGAGGAAAUCGAGGUGGACGAUUGACAGUCAUUUGGCCUGUGGUUUUAAUAAACAGCAACAAGGAGAAGAUUAUUCAGAAGGGGGCAUUUUUCUUCCCAAACUUUUGCACGGAUAUUGACAGAGGCAAGGAGAAUUCAUCCAUAAAAGACAUCUCAAGAAUUUCUUCUCCUCCUUUUCUCCAUUUUAAUUUAUUACCCGGACUUGUAAAGCUUUCCAAGUCUGUCGUUUAAGUUUCACCACAGUAUUUGAGGAAUAUCCGGUUUCCUUGCAGACAGACCUGACUCUGAUGGUACUGUGAGACUGAAAACUGUGUAAACAUUUGAAUUUUUCACGCUCGUUUUUUGAAGGAGGGAGGGGGGCAUGGAAAGUUGUGCAAUUAUUUGAGUUUGUCAGUUGUUCGCAUUCUUCGGAGCAGCCAAAUAUUUAAAUGAGCCCCCUUCUUCAGGGGGUCGAGGUGUCUGUCCCACUCUCCCUCCAUGCAGUGUAAAAUGAUUUCUUUGUUUUGUUUUGAGAGAGAAGUGUCUCUGCGAGCAUGCAGGCCUGUUCUCUGCGCAAAGAAAGCAUCCUAUCAAACUUUUACACGCCCUGACUUCUGUACAUAAAUACACCAAACAUCCUAUGCGAUAAUUUUAUUGUAACAUUCUAUUUAAUCAGCAUCUAUGUAA